AUGGCGACAUUCCAUGGCCUCAACUCCCUCUGGGAUCUCUCGCAGGCCUCAGCUUUCUCCCAGUUACCCGACGACGACUUCCUCGCCCUCCUCCAAAAGCAGUUCGCAUCCUCCGUAAACGACCCAAACGCACCCCUCGACACAGGCGUAGACCCACAGUCCAUCCAGCAGCUCCCCCUCCCAAACCUCACUCCCCCCUCGGAAGACAGCAGCCCCAGUCCAUCCAGCAUCAACAACGGUUCCCUAUCAAGAAGGCAGUCUGCCCACUUUCGUGCAAACGACAACGACGACGCCCGUCUCAAACGCAAGGCCAGCGAUGAUGACGACAUGGGUGAGGGCCCUAGCUCCAAGAAUCAGCAUAUCGACAAUAUGACUGCCUCCAAAAAGGGGUCCAUUGGCCCAGCAAGGCGCAAGUCAACGGGCAACUCUCAAGACGAGUCCCGCUUGCUCAAACGCAAGGAGCAGAACCGUGCCGCACAACGGGCUUUCCGCGAGCGUAAAGAAAAACAUGUCAAAGACCUCGAAGACAAGGUCGCAGCCCUCGAAGCAAAGAACGAACAGGCCCAAUCGGAAAACGAGAAUCUCAAGGAUUUGCUUUCGAGAUUGCAGAAUGAAAAUCUCGCUCUCAAAAAUGCUGCUUUCACAUUCUCAGUACCAAAACCUGGCGAGAGCUCAAAUCCGCAGUCGUCCUCACCCGGUUCUUCAUCAGGAAUAUCCCAAUCUCCUUUCAACAACCUUUUCAGCUCAAACGCAUCCUCCGCUUCUCCACCCGCAAUACCUCCGCAGCAGACUUCUUCACCAAAGCCCAUGUCCUUUGGCGAUGUCGACUGGAAUUCACUCACCACCUUUGAUCCCUCCAUGCUUAACCUCCUCGACGACAAUUCUCAACAAACUGCGACAGACGCAAUGCAGAUGGACUUGUCGGGCCAGUACUCACUUCCGCCUCCAACCCACUACAAGACGCUGGCGACCAACCCCCUAUUCAUGUCGUUUGCGGAUGUCGACGGGCCUAAUAACGAUACCAACCCCAACAACAACAACAAUCCAUUCAACUUUAGUUUCCAAUCAAAUAACCCCUGGUCGCCCCAAUCGCAGCGAGAAGCGCCUUCACAUGAGCACAGCCUGGAUGAACUAUUUGGCGGGAACUAUUUGGGCAAUCAGGGCCCGCUUGAUUUCAACGCGCUGUUGAAGAGUCCGUCGGGGCUGAGCCCCAUAUCGCAUGGUGUCAACGGGAACAGCAACGGCAAUGGCCACUCACCCAUGUCCCAGAUCACGAUGUCUUCGCCCUCUUUGACUAACAACGGCCACAGUCCAUUUAGCUGGACGAUGUCCUCGAGGGCCGACGAGACCCCUCCAUCUGCGCCCAGCUCUGAUUCUGACCGUCCGUAUUCGCAUUCAAAUGCCAAUGGCAACGCCAACGGGGCAGUCUCCGACUCUAGCCGUUCACACUCACAUUCCCACCUACACUCCCACCCGCAUUCCAAUCCUCCAUGUACGAUCUCCAAGGCUGAUUUGGCGAAACAGAUCGAGGCGGAGGGAGACUCGCCGUUUACGAAUGCGGCUCCUCCGCCGGCGCUCCGGAAAGCGAGCGAUUCGUUCCAGGGGAAUAUGAUUGCGUGUAAGGGUGCCAAUUUCCCGAUGACGGAGGAGAAUGACCAUAAUAUUGAGGUGUUGAGUGCGUGGAGACGGAUUACGUCGGAUCCGCAGUACAAGGUGCGUUUCCAUUUCCCUUUUGCUUUCGUCUCACCAUUGUUUUCCUUUAUCACCAUACCGAAAGCUGACGAUGACGAUCGCUCUUUUCAGGACGUUGAUAUCAAUCAUCUAUGUUCAGAGUUUACGAACAAGGCUAAAUGUGACGGCACGAAGGUCGUGUUGGAGCCCCAAGGUGUGCAUCAUAUCAUGGAGUCUUUGCUCUCGAAGCAGCCACGACAGUCGUAG
This is a messenger RNA of Serpula lacrymans var. lacrymans S7.9, 1938 nucleotides long. RefSeq lists its product as uncharacterized. Gene Ontology annotation, cellular component: RNA polymerase II transcription regulator complex. The transcript is spliced from 4 exons. Gene Ontology annotation, molecular function: DNA-binding transcription activator activity, RNA polymerase II-specific; transcription cis-regulatory region binding. The record is from RefSeq and is a predicted model, not a curated record. The coding region runs from base 1 to 1938 and encodes 645 amino acids. NCBI's taxonomy places the organism in Eukaryota, Fungi, Basidiomycota, Agaricomycetes, Boletales, Serpulaceae.